Messenger RNA from Dermacentor silvarum, 1126 nucleotides. Its product is annotated as sushi, von Willebrand factor type A, EGF and pentraxin domain-containing protein 1-like. The record is from RefSeq and is a predicted model, not a curated record. The transcript is spliced from 8 exons. Lineage: Eukaryota; Metazoa; Arthropoda; Arachnida; Ixodida; Ixodidae. Bases 190 to 954 code for a protein of 254 amino acids.
UCAGCUGUGCGUAGGCGGAGGCUGCUUUCGUCUGGCUGACUGUGUUUGCGUUCGGCCGCAUAGUGUAAUCCAGGCGCAACAAAGGAUGAAGGAGGCAGUGCGCCGUGUGAACUUAUCCCGUGCCAAGAUUGUUCACGUGUUUACUGGUUGUGCUUCAACUGUUUGAUCGCGGAGUAUCGUGAAUGUAGUAUGAAGGUGACGACACAUUUCAAGAUUGCGCCGUCCGUGCAUCAUUUGUCGCUUGGCUCUGCCAAAAUUUUUAUUCUGUUCGCUUUUACUAGUCACGUUAGCAGCACGACUGUGAAGAACUGCACGAGAGAAUGCGAAGCAUGUGUUCCAGGGACGCACGCAAGCUCAGCGUGCAACUGUUGCCCCACCCGAGGCCACUGUCCGAAACCAGCAGCCGACGAUGCCUCUAAUAGACUGUGUGUGCCAUGCAACACCGGAACGUUCUGCAAGGACCCGGGUUGUCCAGCUUGCGAGCCUUGCCCACCGGGCACAUUCACAGCUCAACGAAGCACACAGAACUGCACACCUUGCGAAGCAGGUUUCUACAAGCCCUUGCUUGGAUCUGGAACGUGCAGUGCCUGCUCUCAAGGUAGCUACACUUUGCUGAAAGGCUCUACUGAAUGCACGGUCUGUCCUGCUGGCUUCUACUGCUCGUGCACACAUUGCGGACCACUGCCUUGCCCUGAUGACGCUAUUUGUCCUGUUGGGAGCACUCACCCGACUUAUUGUUACAAACCACUGUUCGUCAAGCACGGCUAUUCCUGCUACAUGUCUGAUUCAGCGAUUGGAAUCAUCAUUGGUGUCUGCAUCUCUGCUGUCAUAAUGUUGGGAUUCUUAUCAGCCCGAUACUACUACACCAGAUGGAAGCAUCAGUCAAAGAAUCCAACAGAAAUCAGCUCCCUGGUUGCAGAAAGUCGCCAGGACCCAGUCUACACUGGCCUCUAGUCAUGGUUGACACUGGCAAUUCUUGCAAAGUAUCUGCUCAUCUAUGUUGACUUAAGGCCUGUUUCAAAGUAUGCACCUGCUUGUUUUCUGUACCAAAGACCAGAUUCAUGGCUUUGAAGUGGUGGAAGUUUUGCAGUUUGAUUGCCAAACCACGAGCCACUCAUGAAAGAAA